CGUCUGUUCUGCUGUGACUAUUACAAGAUAAAAUAUAACACACUAGUAAUGCUUUUUGUCGUGAAUUUACGUGUACUUGAUGGAAAACUUGGAGGAUUUUGAGAACUUGUUGUUUAUCUUGUAACAUUUUGAUCAAGAUUCACCUGCAGCUUCAUGAAGACUGAAUGAAUCAUGGACAAGGACGACACACAAAAACUCAGAGUUUCUUCUCCAGGAUACAGUCAACUCCAUAUGAAGAGAUCAGACUCACCGGAGCCCAGCUGUGUGUCCAUGAAGAGUGACUGGUCUAUGGAAGUGCCAUUAUAUUUUAAGGGUGAAGACAUAUCAACUGGUCUGAGUCAACUCCAUAUGAAGAGAUCAGACUCACCGGAGCCCAGCUGUGUGUCCAUGAAGAGUGACCGGUCUAUGGAAGUGCCAUUAUAUUUUAAGGGUGAACAAACAUCAACUGGAGUGAGGCCCGUACUGCUGCCCAGAUCUGACGUACAAGAACAAACCUGUGUGCUCAGGAAGAGAGAUCAGUCUAUGAAUGUACCAACACACUGGAAUGAAAACACACGUUUCAGUCACUCACAAUAUGUUGAAGUCCAAAGCACAUUCAAAUCCAAUUUGCUGAAGAAGUAUCAGUGUUUGCGCGAGGGAACAGCAAAGCAGGAAAACCCAACACUCCUGAAUGAGAUCUACACAGAGCUCUACAUCACAGAGAGUGAAAGAGGAGAGAUCAAUAAUGAACAUGAGGUGAGACAGAUUGAGACACAAUCAAGAAGAGCAACAACAGAGGACACGCAAAUCAAAUGCAAUGACAUCUUCAAACCUUUACCUGGACAAGACAAGCCCAUCAGAACUGUGCUGACUAAAGGAGUUGCUGGAAUUGGAAAAACAGUCUCUGUGCAGAAGUUCAUUGUGGACUGGGCUGAUGGGAAAGCCAAUCAGGACAUCCACAUCAUAUUUCCACUUCCUUUCAGAGAACUCAAUUUUAUGAAGGAAAAAGAACUCAGUCUUUCAGAUCUUCUUCAGGUUUUCUUCACUAAAACAAAAGAAAUGGAAAUAUCCAGAGAGGAAUGUAAAGUUUUAUUCAUCUUUGAUGGUUUGGAUGAGUGUCGUCUGUCUCUGGAUUUUCAGUGCAAUGUGAGAUUGUGUGAUGUCACCGAAUCAGCCUCAGUGGAUGUGCUGCUGACAAACCUCAUCAAGGGGAAUCUGCUUCCCUCUUCUCUCAUCUGGAUCACCUCCAGACCAGCAGCAGCUGAUCUCAUCCCCUCUGAGUGUGUUGAUCGAAUGACAGAGGUACGAGGCUUCAAUGACCCACAGAAGGAGGAAUACUUCAGGAAGAGAAUCAGAGAUCAGAGUCUGGCCAAAAGAAUCAUCACACACCUGAAGUCAUCAAGGAGCCUCUUCAUCAUGUGUCACAUCCCAGUGUUCUGCUGGAUUUCAGCCACUGUUCUAGAGACAAUGUUGAGUGAAGCAGAGAGAGGAGUGAUCCCCAAGACUCUGACACAAAUGUACACACACUUCCUGAUCAUUCAGACAAACAUCAAACAUGAGAAGGACUAUGAGAAGAAAAGUAAAGACAUGAUCCUCAAACUGGGGAAACUGGCUUUUGAACAGCUUGUGAAAGGCAAUCUGAUCUUCUAUGAGGAAGACCUGAGAGAGUGUGACAUUGAUGUGACAGAAGCAUCAGUCUACUCAGGAUUGUGCACUCAGAUCUUCAGAGAGGAGUUUGGGUUGUAUCAGGGGAAAGUGUUCUGCUUUGUUCAUCUGAGUAUUCAGGAACAUCUAGCAUCUCUCUAUAUGCACCUCUCCUUUACAAACAAUAACAUAAAUAUGUUUGAACAAAUCACUGAUCAAAGUCUGUUCUCUAUAGUUUUAAAGGUGAUGAAACUGAAUCCAUCAAAACAGGUUUCUAUGUUUGACCUGCAUCAGAGAGCUGUGGAUGAGACUUUACAGAGUAAGAAUGGACAUCUGGACCUUUUCCUACGUUUCUUUCUGGGUCACUCAUUGGAGUCUAAUCAAGCUCUCCUACAAGAACUACCGACACAGACAGGAAGCUGCUCCUACAACAAAGAGGAAACCGUGAACUACAUCAAGCAGAAGAUCAGUGAGAAUCACUCUCCAGAGAAAUCCAUCAAUCUGUUUCACUGUCUGAAUGAAUUGGGUGAUGAUUCUCUUUUGACAGUGAUCAAAGAUUAUCUGAAAUCUGGAAAAAUAAAAGAAACAAAACUUUCCUCUUCACAGUGGUCAGCUGUAGUGUUUGUGUUGUUGACCUCAGAGCAGAAGAUGGAUGAGUUUGAUCUGAAAAAGUUUAUUGGAGCACAAAAUAAAGCAGAUGAAGUUCUUCAGUAUCUGAUGCCUGUGAUUAAAGAAUCCAGAUCAGUUCAGUUGAGAUAUUGUGAUGUCACAGUUGAAGGUUGUGCUGCUCUGACUUCAGCUCUGAGAUCAAACCCCUCACAUCUGAAAGAACUGAAUCUGUCUGAGAAUAAUCUAAGAGAUACAGGAGUGAAUCUGCUCUCUGAUUGGCUGAAGAAUCCUCACUGUAAACUGGAGAAACUGGAGUUGAGUAAUUGUCGUGUCACAGAUGAAGGUUCUGUUGCUCUGACUUCAGUUCUAAGAUCAAACUCCUCACACCUGAAAGAACUGGAUCUUUCUGGGAAUAAACUAAGAGAUUCAGGAGUGAAGCUGCUCUCUGAUGGACUGAAGAAUCCUCACUGUAAACUGGAGAUACUAAAGUUGAGAUAUUGUGGUGUCACAGAUGAAGGUUGUGCUGCUCUGACUUCAGCUCUGAGAUCAAACCUCUCACAUCUGAAAGAACUGAAUCUGUCAUUUAAUAAACUAAGAGAUUCAGGAGUGAAGCUGCUCUCUGAUGGACUGAAGAAUCCUCACUGUAAUCUUGAGAGACUGAGGUUGAGUGAUUGUGAUGUCACAGAUGAAGGUUGUGCUGCUCUGACAUCAGCUCUGAGAUCAAACCCCUCACACCUGAAAGAGCUGUAUCUGUUUGGGAAUAAACUAGGAGAUUCAGGAGUGAAGCUGCUCUCUGAUCUAAAAGAUGAUCCACAUUAUAAACUGGAGACACUGAUGAUUUAGAUGGAAGUCUCUUUGAGAACUGAUUAUGAAGAAAAUCUAAUAUGGAAGUGCUGCUGUAGUUGUUUGUCUCCAGAAUCAGAAGCUUUUUUAUGUAGUUUUGAGGUAAUCUGUUCUGUUGAGCCUCUAAACAAAC
This is a messenger RNA of Xyrauchen texanus (razorback sucker), 3208 nucleotides long. Its product is annotated as NACHT, LRR and PYD domains-containing protein 12-like. Gene Ontology annotation, molecular function: protein binding. NCBI's taxonomy places the organism in Eukaryota, Metazoa, Chordata, Actinopteri, Cypriniformes, Catostomidae. The record is from RefSeq and is a predicted model, not a curated record. The transcript is spliced from 11 exons. Bases 172 to 3075 code for a protein of 967 amino acids.